Monopterus albus (swamp eel) is the source of this 1853-nucleotide messenger RNA. RefSeq names its product MDM2 proto-oncogene (gene mdm2). NCBI's taxonomy places the organism in Eukaryota, Metazoa, Chordata, Actinopteri, Synbranchiformes, Synbranchidae. The record is from RefSeq and is a predicted model, not a curated record. Gene Ontology annotation, biological process: protein ubiquitination; cell cycle; negative regulation of apoptotic process. Gene Ontology annotation, molecular function: ubiquitin protein ligase activity; identical protein binding; p53 binding. The transcript is spliced from 13 exons. Gene Ontology annotation, cellular component: nucleus. The coding region runs from base 274 to 1770 and encodes 498 amino acids.
UAUUCGGCCAGCAGGAGCGCCACUCAACUCCAAAACAAGAAAAGGAUAACUGACUACUGCUUACUGCUAGCAUGGUUAUCUGGCGGUAAUGCACCUAAAGCCAUAAAAAAAAGACAGAAGAAGACAACGCAUGGUUAACUUUAGUUAGUAUAGUGUUUCGGCAAAUUGGUCGGAUAGGCGCUACAGUGGGAUAUUAUUUAUUCAACAGCAACUGAGAAGGAUGCACUGCUGCUAAUAUUUUUUUCCUCAGGGAUUACUGACAUCAGCUUCACAAUGUCAGCUGACAGGCAGCUCAGCGUUGACACUGCUGAUGACAACAAACUGGUCAGACCGAAGGUAGAGUUCCGUUCUUUGCUGCAACAUGCAGGAGCUACUAAAGAUGUCUUCACCAUGAAGGAGGUGAUGUUCUAUCUGGGUCAGUACAUCAUCCAGAAGCAGCUGUAUGACCAGAAGCAGCAGCAUAUCGUCCACUGUGCCCAGGAUGCACUGGGGCGGGUGCUGGGAAUCGACAGCUUCUCUGUUAAAGAGCCACGGCUUCUGUUUGCAAUGAUCACCAAGAACCUGGUGGCUGUGAAGAGCCAAGAGUUGCCGCCAAGCUCGGUUGAACCCCACAGCAACAGUGAGACAGACAGAGGGACAGAGGAGGCAGGUUCAGAAAGUCGCUCUUCAUCACCGAAGAGGAGGAGACGGAGGAGCAGCAGGAGCAAUGAACCAGGGUCCUCACAUAGCGUAGAGGAUGAGGAAGAUGAGGAAGAGUCAGAGGAGGAAGAGGAAGAAGGAAGGAAGAGGAGGAGGUCUGACAGCUACUCCCUGACCUUUGAUGGCAGCUUGUCCUGGUGUGUGAUUGGUGGUCUGGGGAGUGGGCAGGACAGACGUAGCAGCCAAUCAUCUGAGUCACGCAGCACGUCUGAGAGGUCAGAGGUCACAGUCGCAGCCUCAGACUCAGACAGUGACAACUUCAGUGUUGAAUUUGAGGUCGAGUCUAUCGACUCUGACGACUACAAUGAAGAUGAUGCCUCUCUGUCUGCAGAUGACCAGGUUUACGAGGUCACCAUUUGUGAGGCUGAUGAUGACGACUCCUUUGAUGAAGACACAGAGAUCAGUGAAGCUGACUACUGGCGGUGUGCAAAGUGCGAGGAGCUGAACCCCCCUCUCCCAAGACAUUGCCUCUGCUGCUGGACUUUGCGCCAGGAUUGGCUGCCUGAGGCAUCCGUCAACACAAGUAACUCCCCCUCCUCCAGUCCUAAAGCCUUCCCCACUAAACCAUCGAACCAAUCAGCAGCCAAAGAAAGUCCAGGUACGGAUGUCGAGGAGAAUGAAGGAGUCGAUGUUCCAGAUGGGAAAAGAGCAAAAACUCCUCCUCUAACGAAGCAGGGUCUGUCUGACUCCACCUCCUCUGCUCCCAACUCUGAGGAUCUCCACUCAUGCUCCUCCUCCCAGGAGAAGCUCUGUACUUUUGACUCCCAGCCCUCCUCUUCCAUCGACUCUCAGGAGCUUCUCCCAUCUUCCCCCAUUGCCAGUCCUUCAUCUCCUCUCCCUGCAGUCCCAGAGCUGGAACGCAGCGUGUCGGCAGAGUGGCGGCUGCCGGAAUCGUGCCUGGAACCGUGCGUCAUCUGUCAGUCCCGGCCGAAGAAUGGCUGCAUUGUCCAUGGACGAACCGGACACCUCAUGUCCUGCUACGUGUGCGCUAGGAAGCUGAAGAAGAGAAAUAAGCUGUGUCCAGUGUGCAGGCUGCCCAUCCAGUCUGUCAUCCUCACCUACCUCAGCUGAGACGCCCACUCUGUCCUCACUGGUCUGUUUUCACAUUUAGUUAAGUGGAAAAACACCAAAAUAAAGAUCAGUUUAACUUCUCA